Miscanthus lutarioriparius is the source of this 405-nucleotide messenger RNA. Lineage: Eukaryota; Viridiplantae; Streptophyta; Magnoliopsida; Poales; Poaceae. The record is from the annotation of a GenBank genome assembly.
AUGGGAGGCUGUGCGGGAAAGGCACGUCAUGAUGACGACGAAGACAGGCUCAAUUUCAAAGGUGGAAAUGUGCAUCUUAUAACAACUAAAGAGGGCUGGGAGCAGAAGAUUGCAGAAGCAAACAGAGAUGGGAAAACCGUUGUGGCGAAUUUCAGUGCUUCCUGGUGUGGGCCAUGCCGUGUCAUUGCUCCUGUCUAUGCUGAGAUGUCAAAGACUUACCCCCAACUCAUGUUCUUGACAAUAGACGUCGAUGACCUGACGGACUUCAGCUCGUCAUGGGACAUCCGCGCAACGCCGACAUUCUUCUUCCUCAAGAACGGGCAGCAGAUCGACAAGCUCGUCGGCGCGAACAAACCUGAGCUCGAGAGGAAAGUGCUAGCAGCCGCUGGUGCCAGUUCGUCCUAG